GCCCUCGCCUGGUUCAGGUGGCGGGCGCGCGCGCUGGAGGCGCGAGGAGCGGGCGGCGCGAUGACGCGACGCGUCGGGCCCGCCUCCUCGCCUGUGUGUGGAGCGAUCGGCCAGCGAGCGGCAGGUCCCGGGCUGUCUGCCUCUGUCCCUGCCCCUCUCCUUCUCCCCCCCCCUGUCCCUGUGUACUGGUCGGCCCGGCGGGGGGGUCAUUCAUGUUUAUUUUCUUCUUUCUCUCUCUCCCUCCCGCGUUCUUCUCAUGCGUCUUAUUUUGCUCCCGUCGGUGAUAUAAUUUUCCAUCCUCGCCCCGCGUACGGUUUCCAGCUGCCUCCAUCCCGGCCAAACCGAUCAUGUAUUCAGCAGCCGAGCCCGAUCCAUCUUCCUCAACACCACCAGUGCAGACACUGACAACUUUCAAACCUCCUGUUAGACCUGAUUUUGGCACUAUGGGUCGACCAAUCAAGCUUCAGGCCAACUUCUUUGAGGUGGACAUUCCAAAAAUUGAAAUCUAUCAUUAUGAUAUAGAUAUAAAACCAGACAAAUGCCCAAGAAGAGUAAACAGGGAAAUUGUUGAACACAUGGUUCAACAUUUUAAAAAUCAGAUCUUUGGUGAUAGAAAACCAGUGUUUGAUGGAAGAAAGAACCUCUACACUGCUAUGCCUCUUCCUAUCGGGAGAGACAGGGUGGAGCUAGAGGUGACUUUACCAGGAGAAGGAAAAGAUAGAAUUUUUAAGGUGGUGAUAAAAUGGGUGGCAUGUGUCAGCCUCCAAGCCUUGCAUGAUGCACUUUCAGGUCGACUCCCAGCAAUUCCUUUUGAAUCUAUUCAAGCACUGGAUGUGGUGAUGAGACAUCUACCAUCCAUGAGGUACACUCCUGUAGGCCGUUCAUUCUUCACACCAUCAGAGGGAUGCUCCAAUCCAUUGGGUGGGGGCAGGGAAGUCUGGUUUGGAUUUCAUCAGUCAGUCAGGCCUUCAUUAUGGAAAAUGAUGCUUAAUAUUGAUGUAUCUGCUACAGCAUUUUACAAGGCUCAGCCAGUGAUUGAGUUCAUGUGCGAAGUUUUGGAUUUUAAAAAUAUUGAAGAACAGCAGAAGCCAUUAACUGACUCCCAGAGAGUAAAAUUCACCAAGGAAAUAAAAGGACUUAAGGUGGAGAUAACUCAUUGCGGACAAAUGAAGAGAAAGUAUCGAGUAUGCAAUGUUACUAGAAGACCAGCAAGCCAUCAAACAUUCCCACUUCAGCAGGAGAACGGGCAGACUGUUGAAUGCACAGUAGCACAAUAUUUCAAGGAUAAGCACAAACUAAAUCUUCGCUAUCCUCAUUUACCAUGUCUACAAGUUGGACAGGAGCAAAAGCACACCUAUCUUCCCCUUGAGGUGUGUAAUAUUGUAGCUGGACAGAGAUGUAUAAAAAAGCUGACAGACAAUCAAACCUCAACUAUGAUUAGAGCCACUGCCAGAUCUGCACCAGACAGACAGGAUGAGAUCAGUAAACUGAUGAAAAGUGCUAGUUUUAAUGCUGACCCCUAUGUUCGGGAAUUUGGAAUAGGAGUGAGAGAUGACAUGACAGAUGUUCCAGGUCGUGUUCUUCAGGCACCUUCCUUGUUGUAUGGUGGUCGGAACAAGACUAUUGCUACUCCCAUUCAAGGUGUAUGGGAUAUGCGAGGUAAACAGUUUCAUACAGGCAUUGAAGUCAAAGUGUGGGCCAUUGCCUGUUUUGCUCCACAGAGGCAGUGCAGAGAAGAUACACUCAAAGCAUUCACGGAUCAAUUAAGGAAGAUAUCCAGAGAUGCUGGCAUGCCGAUACAAGGUCAACCUUGUUUUUGUAAAUAUGCACAAGGUGCAGACAGUGUAGAGCCAAUGUUCAGGCAUCUGAAGAAUACCUAUGCAGGACUUCAGCUGGUGGUGGUGGUGCUUCCUGGGAAAACUCCAGUCUAUGCGGAGGUUAAGCGUGUGGGCGAUACGUUACUCGGCAUGGCAACUCAGUGUGUACAGGUGAAAAAUGUGCUGAAAACCUCUCCACAAACACUUUCCAACCUUUGCCUGAAGAUCAAUGUAAAGCUGGGAGGUGUCAAUAACAUCUUGGUGCCACAAGGAAGGCCAGCAGUGUUUCAGCAGCCAGUAAUAUUUUUGGGUGCAGAUGUAACACAUCCACCAGCUGGUGAUGGGAAGAAGCCUUCUAUUGCUGCGGUGGUGGGUAGUAUGGAUGCUCAUCCAAGUCGCUAUUGUGCCACAGUUCGUGUUCAACAACAUCGACAGGAGAUUAUACAGGACCUUGCUAUCAUGGUCAGAGAACUCCUCAUCCAGUUUUACAAAUCUACCCGUUUUAAGCCUACACGUAUUAUAUUUUAUAGAGAUGGUGUUUCAGAAGGACAGUUUCAACAGGUGCUCCAUCAUGAGUUGCUGGCCAUUCGUGAGGCAUGUAUAAAGCUGGAAAAGGACUACCAGCCUGGCAUUACUUUCAUUGUGGUUCAGAAACGACAUCACACCAGACUGUUCUGUACUGACAAGAAUGAAAGGGUUGGUAAAAGUGGCAAUAUCCCAGCAGGCACAACAGUGGACACAAAGAUAACACAUCCUUCAGAAUUUGACUUUUACCUGUGCAGCCAUGCUGGUAUUCAGGGAACAAGCCGACCAUCUCACUACCAUGUACUAUGGGAUGAUAAUCGUUUCAAUGCAGAUGAACUUCAAAUUCUUACAUAUCAACUUUGCCACACAUACGUGCGAUGCACACGGUCAGUUUCUAUCCCAGCACCAGCCUAUUAUGCUCAUUUGGUGGCUUUUCGUGCCAGGUAUCAUUUGGUGGACAAGGAACAUGACAGUGCUGAAGGAAGUCAUACAUCUGGUCAGAGUAAUGGUAGAGAUCAGCAAGCUCUAGCUAAAGCUGUGCAGGUUCACCAGGACACACUGCGCACUAUGUAUUUUGCUUGACAGGUGUCCUCAGUUGGAAUUUCUGAACAGAGCUGGGCUAAGACAAGACUGGCUGCAUUUUACCGGCAAUGUAGUGAAGAAUGAGUUGUUAGAUAUGUUGCUGUGUACACUGCCAUACUCUUUCAGCCGCCUUCGAUUAUGGGGUUCAGUGUUACACAGUAAUGUGUAAAUCACGCCACCUGUAAUGUUUUCCUUGAAGAGCAAAAGCAUGAAUAUUUGGAGGUCUGUGGUAAUCAUAUCAAUACAUAUCUCCACUAAUGCAAGUUAAAUAUAUGCAGCCUAAUUCUGCAUUAGGCUUGAACCUGGUAGAAAGCUUUUCAAAAGAGGUGUUUGUGAAUGCAUCAAAGUAUGCAUUAGCAACUGCAUAUUUGAUUGAGGUUUGUUUAGGAUGGCAAAGUUAUGGAAGAGUUUAGAGGUUGGUGUGACUCUCUAAAGAAAUAGUAUCCCAUUUGUUGGCUUCAAAUGGCAGAAUUUUGAGUUUCAAAAUUGAACGUUAAUGGCAUUCCUUUUAUUAGAUCUGGAGUUUUAUCCAGUCAAUUCAGAUAAGACUACUGUAAUACAGUACUGUGAAAUAUGGUAAUCUUAAGUCAGAAUGGGGGAAAAAGGUCUUUUAACACUGAAAAUAAAUUUAUGAACAGCAAGUUUUUUCAUUUUUGGGCAGGCAGUAUAUUGUGUAGGUAUGACUUUCUCAGCAGAUUGCCACCAGAAGGCAUGCAGUCUUUUUAAGGUGUGUUCAGUAGAAAAUAUUGUGUAUUUGAAGCAAUUAAUCUUUGGAGACAAUCUAUAAAACAUUAACUAGACCAGAUGGGCACUAUUUUAUAUAUUGAGCUAAAGUCUCUUGAUAUUUUUGUAAGAUGCUGCAAUUGAUUAGUUCUCAACUCUUGAUACAAUAAUGCUUAUGAUACAAAUCGAGUAUUUUUAUGCUAUGGUUGGUUUGCCACUACUGUGGCCUGCUGCCAAAUUGGAUGUAGGGAUUGUCAUGCCAAUUACUUCACCUAUUUCAGUUCAAUAAUUACAGGGCAUAUGAGAACUAUCAAAAAUGUAAACUUUGAGAAUGAAGUAAAUUUCUGAACUACCUCGUGGUUGCCCUUGUGUCAGCAAAAACAGAAUGUGCACACACCACAGUCAUGUUAGAAAAGCAGUUCAAAGAUGGUGCUAGGUUUUUGCUAAGAGGCAAGAUUUCUUUUAAUGGUAGUCACCGAAUUUAAGCAAACUGAUUCAUGGAUAAACUUCGUCAUAGAUUGAAGCCGAACAUUUCUGUUUGAUGUAUAUGUUAUCUUUUUGAUGGCCUAUAUGCACUUGUAAAGUGACUAAAAACUUCUUUUAACAUACCUCAACUCUUCAGCAAAUCUUUAAAUCUCAAAGAAAACGUGACCAGCAUAAAGUUCAGUGUUAGCAACCUAUUUAUAUGGCCAUAAAUGAAAACUAUAUUGCACAUAGAUCUCAUCUGGGCAAAAUAUUUUGCUUUUGAAGUUAUGUAACAAGUGUAGAUAGAGGCAACUGUGUUGUAGAAGAGUUUUAUUAAACUGUUUUCAUAUUUCUAUAUCUGACUAUGGUACUCUGUACAGAUGUGACAAGGCUGCAACUCAUUUCAAAAAAUGGGAAUAUUUUUGCCAAGCAUUUUGAGGUUAAGAAUUUAAAUUUCAUUAGUGAAAUAUGUAUCUGGGUGGACUGAUAAAAUGUGCUUAGUUCCAACAUAUUUGUAACUUUUCGCCAAACCUAGCAAUUCUUGUAAUUCUGAAAAGAUGAGAGAUGAUAAAGUGACCCACUAAAUGUUAUGCUUUUAGUUUUAAUAGUAAGGCUGGAGAGUAAUUAUGAAAAAUCUGAACACAUGCAGGGUUAUGUUUGUGAUAUUUCCUUAGUUCCGACACUAAAGCAUUCAACUUCUAACUUGGGAGACCCAAGUUCAAGCCUGAGUUCUGACUGACAUUUCCAUUUAGAUUUCCUGUAUUAUGCAGGUUUUGACAUUUUGAGAGGGUAAGUUUGCUGGGAGUGGAAACCUUCCAGAAAGAUCAAAUAUAUUCAUCUGGUGUGUUAGUCGCAGAAGAGGUAAUUAAAAUUUAUCAGUGUAUUUUCAAAUGUAUGGGGUAUAUAAUCUAGAAAUUAAGAUAUUAAAAUGUGACUGUGUAAUGAGUAGCAACAUCAUAGUGAAUACUCAGGGCUUUAAAGAACACUACAUUUUUUACAAUAGAAAUAGACUAUUUCAAAAUUAAGGCAGAUGAGUAUUGGUCAAGCUAAAUUGUAGAAAUGAAGCAUUUCACUGGAAUUCGAGCAGGCAGAAAUUAAUACAUUUUAGAAUGAUCAUUUUAACAUAUAGCAACAUGAUAAACAUUUUAUAUUCAUUUUACUUUAAGGAUAUAGUUUAACUCAGACUUGAGGCCCUCAGCAGUUCUUACCAAAGGUUUAUCUUAGUUAUUUGAACUGCUUGGGUUAUUGAUAAUUGAGCCACCACAAAGAAAGGUAAAGUUUGAAGGAAUCUGCAAUAACAACAAGGUUCCAUUAUAGUUAGAACUGCAUCAUUACAUUCAGUGCUGUUUUCUUUUAGGGCAUGUGACAUAGCACUUACUGAAAUUGGCUACUUCUGGAUCAAACUCAGAUGUUUUUAAGUAAUACACAUUCAAAAAAAUUGGCAAACAAAUGUGUACAGCUUUAGAGAUUAUGGAAAAUAUAUUGCCAUAGUGUUUUUCCUAUUCUUGCAUUAGCCAUUGACUAUGAUGGGCUAUUGUUUUGGAACUGGACAAUCCCGAGAUCUCUAACUCUGUUCCUGUUUCCAGGGCAGAUUUUAGUUAUUAAAGUGUCCUUAGCUGUUAAGCAAUCUCUAACCAGCACUAUUGAAAAGUUUACAUCUUGCUUCAAAGUUAUGGGUGCUACUGUGAACUGGCCCCUGCAUUCUGUUUGUGCACUGCAUACUGACAGUGAUAUUGAUAGUAAAUCAGAGAAAACAGCGAGUGCUGCGAUCUGUGCAAACAGCAGCUCUUUGUGAGAAUUUAUUGCAGUCACUGCCAUUUGAGAAACAAUUGAUGCUGCAAUUGGGUGAUUUAAUCUGCCUUUUAAAUUACUGCCAUUGGUGGCCAACAUUAAUUUUGGGAUAGUUAUUCUAAUCUAUAAAAUUGUAGAUAAGCAGCUAGAUUGUAAAAUUUAGAAUUUUAAGCAUGUAGCAGAAUUCAACAUGAGAUUGAAUGAUGAUUAGCAUUUUCUAUUGUAAAUGUCAUUGUGUGUAAUUAAAAUAUUAGUGCUUAUAAUUUUGUAACCUUCAAUGUAAACAACUCGUGUAAACUUAAAGGACAACAAGUUUGUUUUUAGCUGAGACUUGCUUAAAUUGUUUUGCCACAUCUUUGCAGUGGCAUUUAAAAAUCAUAUUGACCUGAGGUGUAUAAAAUGGGUUUCUGAAAAUUAAGUUGCAGUCUUUGUAAGCAUUAUAUACUGUUUCCCUUUUUGAGAGUCCUUGUAUUAAAGACAAUACCUAGCCUAUGUGGCCUUUCUACAUGUAAAAAAAAAUCAGAUUGCAUAAACCCUGGCCAGAUAUGUAUGUUUAAACCAUUUUUUAAAAAUUGCAAUUCUAAUUUAAUGGCUCCACUGCAUGGCAUAAAUACAACUUGCAACACAGAUCAAGCAAUGUGUAAUACACAAUAGUGCACUUUCUACGAGCCUUUACAUUGGUCAGUGGUGCUAAAAAUAAGCUGGGUCUUGUAUAUUUUGAAUUUUUUUUUUCAUUUUUAUCUACCAAAAGAACACGUGCUAAUAUCUUAAAAGAAGUUGCAUAAUGAUGGAAGCCAAGUUGAUGUACCCUUCCUCUACAUAAAAUUUAAGUUACUUUAUAACCAAAACACAGUGAUCACUGACAUUAUCCAAAGGGAUUAGAAAUUUGAGCCUAUUAUUUAAAUCCACAUUUUUUUUGUAAUUUUGGAGAUUAUAGUCCUUGGGUUAGUUAAUAUUGACCUAAAGAUUUUAUCUAGAAUUAUUUUUGCAUUUUAACAGCUACAACUCUAAGUGGUGAAAUAAUUGAUAGCAGUUAAAUUGUUUUUAUAGCCAUUUGACUUGCCUAGGCUUCAUGAAUUUGAUCCAGUAUUGUAUUUGAUGCUUCAGUGAAGAAUUAUUCAACUUUAUAUUAAUAUAAACAAAUGUAUCAUCCAUGCAAAAAUAAUCUCCAUUAAUAAAUUGGGCUCCACUUAAAGCAUACAGUGGUUUGGAGAGGGAAUGAUAAGAAAUUAUUCACUAAAUGUAGGGCGAUGCAGGAAGCCUAUUGAUUGGAUCUCGGGACAAACCUGAUAGUCCCAAGGCUAAACUGUGCAAAAUGUAUAGAUCUUUGUAUUAAUAAUUAUAACAUACCAUAGUAGGACUAUCAUUUGACAUUGCUGCCAUUUGUGUUUAGAUGGAUAAUUUUAUUGUAUUUCUCCCCACCCCCGCAAAAUUGCCAUUUGAGUAAGUUAGUGGUCUUGCAGAAAGGUCCAGAUCUUGUGCUUUCUGCUCUGUUCAGACUGUGGUGCUGCCAAUUAUUUUCAUUUGUUGACUUUAAUAUUGAUUUAUUGACCCAUUAUUUCCAUCUUAAAGCUUUGAUCGUACAUUGAUGCAAGACAGAUCGGAUUGUAGUCGCAGAGCUGUCACCUGAAACCUGGUUCUUAGAAAAUAUCAGAUGUUAUUUUUUAAAAAAAAGAGCAGCCAAACUGUAUUAAGCAGCUUAUAAUGUGUCAUUGAGCAUUAAAAAGAAAAAAGAAACUAAUGCAACAAGCAUAUCUUCCAUCAAGCUGUCACGCAAAAUGAAAAAGGUGCUUUGGAAAUAACUGAAUUUUAGAAAUAAUCUGGUGUGUCAACUGUCUUCUGUUUGCCUCUGAUCAGAAUAAACCUCAAAAUAUUAAAGAUUGGAAAACAAACUGUAAGGCCACCUAAGGAAGUGAUGAUAUUUCACAGACUGUUCCAUUUGCUUCAAAUAUCACUUCAAGAAUUGAAGUUAUAAUUAUUCAUUUUUUUAGAUUUAUUUCUUGUGGGAGGUAAUAGAAAGUGAAUUGGUGCCAAGAUGGCUGUACAACAUUUUGUGUGCUUUGACUGACCAUCCUUUUAUUUAUUUGGCCUGUAUUUCUAUAGAAAUGUGAAUCAAUUCUGUAUUUAAUAUUUGGUAAAUGGCUUUAAUAUUAGUUUAUUUCAACACUGCACAAGAAGGGAACAAAAGAAAACUUGUAUUUUUUAUCCACGUUAAGGUCACUUUGACCUAUUCCUUUUGCUCCAAGACCAGAGAAGCCUUUUCCAGCCAAAUGUUUUCAUGCCAUGCGGAGAUAUUAUUCAUAUUUUGGAGAAAAAGGCAUAGGAUCUGGCAGCUUAGUAAAACCUGACCUUUGCUUCCACUUUUCUUUGUUCUUCUUCACCACCCUUCUUUUCCCACUGUCAAAAAGAAAUCUGGACCUACCUCAAUAUAUUACUCUGCUGCAUCCAUAAUUAUGAAAUGAUACAUUUCCCUGGUUCAAACUAUGAUAAACCAAAAUGAAUAACUUCUAGUUUUUAAAACUAAUUUUGAUUUGAUACAAAGUUAGGCAGUUCUUUUUCCCCUCAAGUUUAUUAAUAGUGCUUUAUUUUGUUCUUUGUGCCUUGUGUAAUCAUCCCAUUGCAUGUCAAAAUCUGCUGAAGGGUUAAAUAGCAGCGUAUGACUGUUGUACAUAAACUGCUUAAAUGAACAAAAUACGUUGAAAACUUAAUAUAUUUUGAGAAAUUGUCAAACAUCGUUAUUUAUGCUGCAUUGAAUGAUCAGUAUUGUUGCACUUUCUCAGCAGUCACUUAUGCCAUAUGACGGCUGUUAACAAAAUACUGCGGAUAAACGAGGUGAUCCUGGACAAUGAUUUUAGAGGAAAAGAAUGCUACUUGUAAAUCCUUAAGGCAAAAGAGGAUUUAAAAUAUUUUCAAGUACCUCAAAAAGCCUGACAUAUGCUGCAUUGAUAAAGUUUUGAGUAUUCUUUGUUUUGCUGUUAUAUUUGAAUUGCACAAACUCAUGUACCUUCUGUAACUACUGCAAUUUAAGGUGUUGGCUUAUUUCUUCUUUAGGGCACUGGUAGAAUUGGGCACAAAGUGGACUUCCAAUAAUUUUUUUCUUCAUGCUUUUGUUUUAGGAUAGGAUAGCUUGGAUCCUAAUUGAAAAUUGUUUUCUAGAUCUUUAAACCAGCACAAAUAAGGUUUGUUACUUAACUGAGUGUUUGUGGUCCAUUUGCGCCUGAAUGAGCAGUUUACACUCCUGUGGCAAUGAAGAUUUGCAUUGCUUGCAGUUUGUUUUACUAAUGUUAUGUAAAUACUUACUGUAGGUUAAAAUUGUCCAUUCCUUUUUGGUCAAUAUUUUUUAAUGAGCUUAAUAACUAUGCUGUAAACUGUUGACAGGAUAUGAUGUACAAGUAUCACUAUAUGAAUUUGUGAAUAUAAGAUAUCAAUUUUUGACUAGCAGUAUGGUAUGAACAUUUUAAUAAAUAAACUUCUGUAUCUUUAA
Messenger RNA from Pristis pectinata (smalltooth sawfish), 9387 nucleotides. It is a transcript of the gene ago2, whose product is annotated as argonaute RISC catalytic component 2. NCBI's taxonomy places the organism in Eukaryota, Metazoa, Chordata, Chondrichthyes, Rhinopristiformes, Pristidae. The coding region runs from base 348 to 2924 and encodes 858 amino acids. The transcript has 19 exons. Gene Ontology annotation, molecular function: protein binding; RNA binding; endoribonuclease activity, cleaving siRNA-paired mRNA. Gene Ontology annotation, biological process: regulatory ncRNA-mediated gene silencing; regulation of DNA-templated transcription. Gene Ontology annotation, cellular component: RISC complex. The record is from RefSeq and is a predicted model, not a curated record.